Molecule: messenger RNA, 2162 nt
Organism: Rotaria sordida
Lineage: Eukaryota; Metazoa; Rotifera; Eurotatoria; Philodinida; Philodinidae
Source: the annotation of a GenBank genome assembly
CCAUUAGAAUACACAAAAACUGUAUAUGAGUACUCACAAAAGACUCAAUAUGACACAGUAAGUACUCGAUCGUCGUACUCAGAUACUCAGAUUCUAGCACUAGUACUACUGAUGAGUACUCAAAACCCAUGAGUACUCAUGAGUACUCGCGGCAUUUUCUAGCGUGAGUACUUUUUGAGUACUCUCUUGACGAGUACCUUCACUAGGGAAAUAAGAGAAUUCGAUUUUUACAUAUUUCAAUGAUAAUUAUAUUGUGCUGUAUGUGCUAUGUUUACCAUAGCGUUUUGUUCUUUACAUUUGUCAACAAUUUGAGAAUAUAAACUAAAAUAAUUUAAAAGAAAUAACAGAUUUAUCUGAAUUGAUUUUUUUUAAUAAAUAAAAUACAUUCCUAACAUACAAUAUAAAAUUUAAGAAAAAACAAUAUUUGUCUUUUAUUUCAAAAUUCUAAUCACACAAUUGAAACAUUAUUGUCCAUUCGUUCAUAUUACGAUCGAGAAUCGAUCGUUUAACUAAUUAGAAGAAAGAUAAUUUCAAAAAGAUUUUAUAUAAGAAAAGGACAAGUGAAAGAGAAAAAAAUGAAUAAAAUAAUCUUACUGCAGUAUUUGUUUCAAUUGCUACAUGCAAUUUUUUUGAUCAGAUCAUUUCAAACUGAAAAGAAAAGAAAAGAAAGAUAAUUGAUGAAAUAAGAAAAACAAAAAAUUGUACGUUGCUCUUGAAAUGUAUCAUAACUUUGUUUAAUGUGAAUUUGAUCACUUAAUUUUCAAUUGAAUAUUUUAAUUCUUUUAAUUAGAUAAAAAUUAUUUUAAAAUGCAGUCAACAAUAUAAGAUUAACCUUGUUUGCAAUUCAUUUGUAUAUGAAUUGAGUCAUUUAAACAUACUGUCGACAAAUUUAUCUUUACGGAAGUAAUAUUGGUAAAUUAUUGAUGAAUGAAACAAAAGAUUUAAAUGAACAAAAGCAAAUAGAUGAGUUAGUGAUUAAAUUGAUCAUUGGUGAGUCAAUAGUCAAUGAUCACAUUUGCAUGAAUCAUUAAAUCAAUGUCCAAUGAAAGAUCCAGUGAUGCACUUAAGAUGAAACUCAUUUCGAAAAGCUCAUAUUUGCAGCAUAUCAAAUAUAAUCGUGAAAGUUAACUAAAAUCAAGGAGUUGAUAUAGCGACAUCUUCCCUUUAUAUUUGUUUUCAAGGAAAAUUGAUUGUACUGUUAUGAAAUUCCGACUGCAGUAUAGGGCCAUGAUUUACAUGAAACUCAUCUUUCAGAAACAUAAGAGAUAUAGGUAGUGAAUACGCCUUCUGUUUUCAUAUAUUUUUGUCACAAUUUUUUUCUGCCUUUUCCAUCCGAACUAGCCCAUGCCGCCUUUUUUCAUGCUAAACCGCCGGUAACCGGUGGUCGCAAUAAAACCACCGGUUAACUGCGGUUAACUGCUGGUUUCGAGCAGUUGAUUUUAAUAAGUGGAACAAAGUAACAGUCAAAACUUUCAUGUGGAAAAAAUAAUGAAUAAUUAUUAAAAUCAUUUAAAUUGCUUUUUCUUAAUGCGUUUCAUGAAGCUUUUAGUAUAAAAAUAUAUACCUAUUAAAUAUGAUAAAACGAGGUCACUUUUCUUUUUCCUAUUGGAUUACUUGAUUAUUUUGAAACUAUGGAAAACUUGUUCUUUACAUACGCUAUAAUAACAGUAAUUAGAUCACAAGAUAUAAUAUGCAUAUUUAUUAUUUCACUAGAUAUCGUGUUGCAUAUUUUUAGUACAGUCAUAAUUAACUAAAUGACUUUCCUUUAUGUGCUACGUUCUUAGCAGAAAUAAAUAUUGCCUUUAUUCGUCUUUUUUUUGUUUAGAAGAGAUCUCUAGAAUUUUGUUGCAAUUAUAGAUAUUCGCAUUUUCUAUAUGUACCAAAAAUAUUUUUAUUGUCGUCGUGUCAUAGAAAAGCGCAAGCGACGCUUGCGAAGAUUAGAAAAAAGUGUUAAUUAUUCUGAUAUUUCAAGUUCUAGUGGAAACGAAAACGAUCGUCAUAUGGAAGAUACACAACAUCGAAGAUCAACAAUUAAUAAUAGCUCGUCGGUACUUGAUGAGGAUGCGUGUAGUUAUGAAAAGUAUCACGGUGGUGAACAUGACAACACAACAAAAGCUAUUGAUAUUGAAGAUGAUUUUCUUGACCGAUUACCACCACUAUAA